UCUGGCGGCUGUCCGUCUGUUGGAAAGUCAACUGUGUUUGGUGUUCUGUUCCUGUCAGAGUUUCCCCUCUUUCUCUGUUCGCUGACUUUCGUGAAGAGGUUUUCACAUUUUAUCGGGUUUUAUGUUACUGUUCUAGAAGCUUCGCCUUUUGGCCAACGCGUGGAAUGUUUUCGAAAAGUUCCUGAAGUACUCUGUAAGGAACCGGUGAACGGCGGACAGCACCGGAGAUGGAUAAGCUAACUGAUAGCUGAGUGGCUAGCCGAGUAUCACAGGUCAAGAAGAAUAGAGGCGGGCUAGCAUGCUAACAGUCAGCUAACUUAGCUCGUUACCAACUAACAUUUGUUAACCUGAAACAGCCAAAGUACUGCUCGGACUUGAAUGUUUCACUGUGAACACUUUAUCGGAGGCCGCGCAGUCGAGGAGGAACAGCGUGUUUGUAAUUUGCGGUAGGAACCAGUUCAGAGGCAGCGGCUGUUCAUCUCUUAGCCGUGAGUAAGAGCAUGCUAUCCAACGCUCAGAACCAGCCGCUGUUUCCUAACCCGCAGGGGCAGCAGAACCCUCCCGGGCAGCAGAACCCUACGGGCCAAUUUAUGCUCUUCCACCCUAGACCAAGCUUGCAGAUAAAGAAGAACGCCAUAACAGACGAUUAUAAGGUGACCAGCCAGGUGCUGGGGCUAGGAAUCAAUGGCAAGGUGUUGGAAAUCUUCCAGCGGAAGACAGGAGACAAGUAUGCACUAAAGAUGCUGCAGGAUUGUGCCAAGGCUCGCAGAGAAGUGGAGCUUCACUGGAGGGCGUCACCUUGUGCCAACAUUGUGCGCAUCAUUGAUGUGUAUGAGAACCUUUACCAGAGCAGGAAGUGUCUGCUUAUCGUCAUGGAGUGCAUGGAUGGAGGAGAACUUUUUAGUCGGAUCCAGGACAGAGGGGACCAGGCUUUCACAGAGAGGGAGGCGUCUGACAUCAUGAAGAGCAUAGGAGAGGCCAUUCAAUUCCUCCAUGCAAUCAAUAUUGCACACAGGGAUGUCAAGCCAGAAAACCUGCUGUAUUCCUCCAAGAGCCCUGAUGCUCUGCUAAAACUCACAGACUUUGGCUUUGCCAAGGAGACCACCUCACACAACUCUUUAGCUACACCCUGCUACACGCCGUAUUAUGUUGCUCCUGAGGUUCUGGGCCCUGAGAAAUAUGACAAGUCAUGUGACAUGUGGUCAUUAGGGGUCAUUAUGUACAUCCUUUUGUGUGGGUACCCCCCAUUUUAUUCGAACCAUGGUCUAGCCAUCUCUCCUGGUAUGAAAAAGAGGAUCCGAAUGGGCCAGUAUGAGUUCCCCAACCCUGAAUGGUCUGAUGUAUCAGAGGAGGCUAAACAGCUGAUAAGAACUCUUCUUAAGACGGAACCGACCCAGAGGAUGACUAUCACAGAAUUCAUGAAUCAUCCUUGGAUCAAUCAAUCAAUGGAGGUUCCUCAGACCCCUCUUCACACCAGCCGUGUGCUAAAGGAGGAGGAAGACCUUUGGGAAGUUGUUAAGGAGGAAAUGACCAGUGCCUUGGCAACAAUGAGGGUUGACUAUGACCAAAUCAAGAUCAAGACCAUUGAAGAGUCAUCCAAUCCACUGCUAGCGAAAAGAAGGAAGAAAGCCAUUAAUGCAUUGGGGGGUACAGAGUCUGCGGCCCACUGAAAGCUGCAAACAAGCAUGCACACACAAAAACAGGUUGUAAAAGGAAGCAAUAAUUUGUCGACAUGAGUCGCGUUGCAUGGAUUUUCUAUGUUUUAUUUUUCUUGACAAAUUCUAAUGUUUUGUAGAUGUUUGUUUUUAUUACUCUACCAUUUUAACAGACCCACCACUCUGCUUUAACAGAGGAUGCUAAUCUAUGUUUUUACACUAGUUAAGAGAUUAUGACUUACAGAAAAGGAGAGGAGUGGAAUUAUUGGCACUUCACUCCUCUCUUUUUCCAGAUUUAUCAGGUUACAUUCAGAGGGGCUUCAAUGUUGGAAUUGAACAUGAAGCCUUGGUGUUGGUAGUUACUCUUUCCCCCUGCAGCUCUGUUGUAGUCCCAAACCUGUGAAUGUUUAAUUGCUAACCCCCCCCCCCCCCCCCCAAAAAAAAAUAAAGGGAAGGUUCAUUUUUCAUUCAUGCAAAAUGAACAAAUACUUUUGAAAUGACAAGAGGAAUGUAAGGACUCUGUCCCUGGCUGUUAAGUUGCUGGAUAUCAUUAUUAAUUUGUCAGUCUUUGAUGGGAGUUUGUCAGGGUGUGAUUAUUUUUAGUGAUUGUCAGAGGCCUAUGCACUCUUCAAAGGCCAUGUGCCAUUCUGACUGAGCACCUCACGUAUGGCCCUUCUCUCCUACCACAAUCUAUAAAGUAUAUUAUUUCAGAGCAGAGACACUCAUUAUCUUAUUCUCCACGUAGCUCAUAGGAGAGUUGGGGCCAGUCGAAAUUGUAUUUUUACAUGGAUUUUAUAAACAUUUUAGAAUAGGCCUUACACAGUGUUGCUGUGACAUAAAAAAAAGAUUACCUUUGACACCCUAUCAUUUGGCUCAAGUAAUCCCCCCCUCUAGUUUUGGCUUGAUAAUUGAUCAAAUUGCCACAUUGCAUUUCACGUUCAUUCUAUGCAGGUGUCUUUUGUGUUAAAGUACUGCUCCGACAUUUGGUUAUUGAUUUUUCUUAGCAGAUGUGACUGAGAUGACUAGCACAAACUUGGCAGUGUGUGUGUGUGUGUGUGUGUGUGUGUGUGUGUGUGUGUGUGUGUGUGUGUGUGUGUGUGUGUGUGUGUGUGUGUGUGUGUGUGUUUGUUUAUGUAGCAGCAGCACCUUUUAGGGAUCACACAGUUCUACCUGAACGGUUGAGCUCUCAACAUGUUUUUGACAAGCUCUCCUGAUGUUGUUGUAGCAGUUCAUCUGCAAAUCCAGAAGGCUCUAUGGGACAAUGGACUUGUCUUGCCCAAUAUCUGUGCUUUCUCAAGAAUCGAGUUUUGCUCAUACUUCUGGAUUAGAAGAAUAUAUCAGAGUUGUUCCUCACUCUGGAGCAGGAGCUGAUGUGUCACCAGCAAGAUGUUGUCACAGUCACCGAGGGAGUGAUGGUUCGAUGACUCCUCGGUACAACGGGAUACUUUCUGGUUCAUUUGGGAUCAUGGGAAUUGCCUUUUUUCCCAGUUUACUUUCACUUUAUACAAUUGCAUAUGCAUUUUUCACAUCCACAUAUUUGUCACUGCACUGUAAAAAAAAAAUAAAAAAAAAUCAUUGUGACAGUGGAUUCCCCCCCCCCCCCCCCCCCCCCCACACACCUUUUUUUUGUAGUGGAAGCAGUUAUUCAUUCAGCUUGAGCUGCUGUUCUUUUGUCUGAUUUCAGCUUUGGAUUAAAAUCACACAUUAAACACAA
This is a messenger RNA of Thalassophryne amazonica, 3369 nucleotides long. It is a transcript of the gene mapkapk2a, whose product is annotated as MAPK activated protein kinase 2a. Gene Ontology annotation, molecular function: mitogen-activated protein kinase binding; ATP binding; calmodulin binding. Gene Ontology annotation, cellular component: nucleus; cytoplasm. Lineage: Eukaryota; Metazoa; Chordata; Actinopteri; Batrachoidiformes; Batrachoididae. Gene Ontology annotation, biological process: intracellular signal transduction; toll-like receptor signaling pathway; cellular response to vascular endothelial growth factor stimulus. The record is from RefSeq and is a predicted model, not a curated record. The coding region runs from base 501 to 1670 and encodes 389 amino acids. The transcript has 10 exons.